This is a messenger RNA of Spirometra erinaceieuropaei, 626 nucleotides long. Lineage: Eukaryota; Metazoa; Platyhelminthes; Cestoda; Diphyllobothriidea; Diphyllobothriidae. The record is from the annotation of a GenBank genome assembly.
AUGCUGUCCGGGAGGGAGUUCUGGAAUCCCACGGAUCCGACGACUGCCAAGACAAUGGCCGCUCCCAUCUGCGAACCUACGACGAAUACCACCUCCUUCUUACAAACAUAUUCUUCCGCUUUCCGACGCGCGAAAAGCGACCUGGACGCACCCCCUAUCGCGGCGCUUGCACUUGCUGGAGUACGUUCUCCUCCGAAGGCCAUUCCAGGGGACUUGCUGGUGACAGAGACGAGGAGUGACGCGGAAGGCCGGACGAAUCACCGCCCCGUCUCCGACUGCAAUCUUGCAGGACACCACGAGGCGAGCUAAACGCUGUUCUUACGAACUUGUCUGCUUAACGCUUAGAUUUUAGCAACCAACUUGCCCAUUACUUGGAACAGCCGCAGGCUCCUGACGACGACGCCACCAAUGAAACACAGUGGUGUCAACUGCAGAGCACCUUCUGCUCCAACGCCCAGGAUGGUCUCGGCCGCACUCGUCGCCAACACCAGGACUGCUUUGACGACAGCGAGGCGAAAUCAGCGGCCGAUUCGCCGAGAAGAACUUGCAUCGACCGCCUGAAAGAGGCAAACAGAUCGUCGCUGUCCACCACCCCUACCAUCACUGUUACAACCCCGCGGCGAUGA